CUCUUGUGCAGUGCGUUUAUAGUGAAAAGUGAAAAAUAAAAAUGACUGGUCGUGGCAAAGGUGGAAAAGGAUUGGGAAAGGGUGGUGCUAAGCGUCAUCGUAAAGUAUUGCGUGAUAAUAUUCAAGGUAUCACGAAGCCCGCUAUCCGCCGUUUGGCUCGUCGUGGCGGUGUGAAGCGAAUUUCUGGUCUUAUCUAUGAGGAAACUCGUGGUGUCCUAAAGGUAUUUCUUGAAAAUGUAAUCCGCGAUGCAGUAACCUACACGGAACAUGCCAAAAGGAAGACAGUCACUGCGAUGGAUGUUGUAUACGCAUUGAAGAGACAGGGCCGCACUCUUUAUGGAUUCGGUGCCAAGAAGGCUGGCAAGGCUCAAAAGAACAUCACCAAGAAUGACAAAAAGAAGAAGCGCAAGCGUAAGGAGAGCUAUGCUAUUUACAUUUACAAAGUGUUAAAGCAAGUCCACCCAGACACUGGUAUUUCUUCAAAAGCAAUGAGCAUAAUGAAUAGCUUUGUAAACGAUAUUUUUGAACGUAUUGCUGCUGAGGCCUCCCGCUUGGCCCACUACAAUAAGAGGUCGACCAUCACCAGUCGCGAAAUCCAAACGGCUGUUCGUUUGCUUUUGCGGAUAAAAAUGACUGGUCGUGGCAAAGGUGGAAAAGGAUUGGGAAAGGGUGGUGCUAAGCGUCAUCGUAAAGUAUUGCGUGAUAAUAUUCAAGGUAUCACGAAGCCCGCUAUCCGCCGUUUGGCUCGUCGUGGCGGUGUGAAGCGAAUUUCUGGUCUUAUCUAUGAGGAAACUCGUGGUGUCCUAAAGGUAUUUCUUGAAAAUGUAAUCCGCGAUGCAGUAACCUACACGGAACAUGCCAAAAGGAAGACAGUCACUGCGAUGGAUGUUGUAUACGCAUUGAAGAGACAGGGCCGCACUCUUUAUGGAUUCGGUGGUUAAAAUAUUUAUAAACACCAAAAUGUAUUAACUACAAAUUAUGCCCUUCAAAAAAUCGGUCCUUUUCAGGACCA
Molecule: messenger RNA, 1012 nt
Organism: Drosophila willistoni
Lineage: Eukaryota; Metazoa; Arthropoda; Insecta; Diptera; Drosophilidae
Exons: 3
Coding region: 42-941 (299 amino acids)
Biological process (GO): nucleosome assembly
Cellular component (GO): nucleosome
Molecular function (GO): DNA binding; protein heterodimerization activity; structural constituent of chromatin
Source: RefSeq, a predicted model, not a curated record